This is a messenger RNA of Ostrea edulis (European flat oyster), 2444 nucleotides long. Its product is annotated as small subunit processome component 20 homolog. Gene Ontology annotation, cellular component: small-subunit processome; nucleolus; 90S preribosome. Lineage: Eukaryota; Metazoa; Mollusca; Bivalvia; Ostreida; Ostreidae. The record is from RefSeq and is a predicted model, not a curated record. The transcript has 15 exons. The coding region runs from base 124 to 2307 and encodes 727 amino acids.
UGCUUUUCUUUCUAGGUUUUGGUCUCUACACACAGUCAUACUAUAGCAAGGAAAUUACAAGAAGUUCUAAAGAAAGUCGUGACAGGAUUAUUGGACAAUACCGGCCUGGAAACGGAGGCCUUGAUGAUAUUUACUCACGGCCUGAUUACUGAAUCCUUUCCACAACUAUCAGAUAAACAGAGAGAGAAGUCCAAAGCAGAAGCUAAAGAAAACCUGUCAUUUCGCCCUCCAAGUUGUCUUCUGUUACCGGUGGAGCCGAAACGUGGAGGAGAGAAGCCCAGACUGAGUAAAAAGACCAAUAUUCAUGUCCUGGUGGAGUUUGGUCUCCAACUUUUGUGUCUGUGUCUGAAGAGGGGCCGCCUGGUGGCCACGGAGGAGCUCCACUGUCGACUGGUGGAUCCAUUUAUAUCUCUCCUAUCAGACUGUCUGUAUUCUAAGCAUAUCAGGAUUAACACACUGAGCUUGAGAUGUCUGUGCUGGCUGCUCAAAUUCAAAUUACCCUCUGUGAAUAAAAACAUCAGGAAGUUGGCCAAUGGGAUGUUCAUCAUCUUAAAAAACUAUGCAUCAGCAGGUGCUUCAAAGGGAGACAACUUGGAACUCAUCUCUAUGACAUUUAAGGCAGUGACAGUGUUGGUGAGAGACGUAAAGAUUUACAAACUAGAUCAGACACAACUACAGGUGCUGUUAACAUUCUGUGAGGAAGAUUUAUAUGAUUAUAACAGACAGAGCACGGCUUUCUCACUAUUAAAGGCCAUAUUGACCCGCAAGUUGAAUGUGCCUGAAGUGUUUGAGUUGAUAAAGAAGGUGGAGGAUAUGUCUAUCACGGCGGACUCUCCCCACGUCAGGAGGGAGUGCAGACAGAUAACACUGCAGUACAUCUUGGAAUAUCCCCUGGGGAAACUUCUCAACAAACACCUGGAGUUUUACGUCACACAAUUGUCCUAUGAAAUGGAGAAUGGUCGUGAGUCGGCCCUAGAGAUGUUGGCCACGAUAUUUUCGUCGUUUCCACAGAAUAUCUUGAAUGAACAUGCAGGAAUGUUCUUCAUUCCAAUGUCAGCAGCUCUUGUCAAUGAUGAAUCCACGAAAUGUAGAAAACUGACAGCUUUAGCCAUUAAAUCUCUUUUACAAAAGGUCGACCACAACACGAGAAAGGAACUAUUCAGCAUUACUCAGAAAUGGUUCACAGAUGACAAGAUAAACCAUCGGAUCCUGGCAGCCCAACUGACUGGUCUAUUUAUAGAAGUAGAAUCCACAAAAUUUGCACACCAUCUGUCUGUGAUAUUACCCAUAAUUCAUCAGCAAAUAGACCCAGGAAGAUAUCAAGAGACUCAUCAAAGUUCCACUGGAGAAACAGAAAAAGACAGACUGCUUUAUCACUGUAUGAACACACUCCUUAAAUUACUGAGAGAAUGUGACAUCAUCAGAGAUGUUAAAUGGAGGGAAGAAAUGAACAUUAUCUGGGACAAUGUUGUGAGUCAUCUAGGAUAUGAACACAUGUGGGUACAGUUGGCAUCCUGUCAGCUGAUUGGUCUGUUGUUUGCCGCUUGGACUCCAGAAGAAAUUAUUCAGCCUCAUUCUGGUUCUACUCUACAUGAUUUCAUCCAAAUGGAUUCCAUUCGCAAGUUGGAGAGUUUGGCGUUGGAUCUGAUAACACAGUUACAGUCGAGGUUUCUUACAGAAGAUUUAGCCAAUCAAAUCAUCAAAAACAUGGUGUUUAUUGCUAAAGUUGCCAAGCUUCUCUCUGACAAAGAGAGUUCUAAGGACUCUGCUGAGGCAGCUAACUCUGAUUUAAAGAACCAGAAGUGUCUUUCAUUGCGAUGGUUGAUCAAGAAAAUGAUCAGAGAAGCAAAUCAUGAGGCGGUGAAUCAGCCAAAAUCUACAAUAAAGAGAUGUAGUGUGUUUAAAUGGGUGGCUGCUGUCAGUAUGGACCUAGGCUCUACAGUGCUGCCGUCUGUGGUUCCUAUCAUGAUGCCAGCUCUACAAAGGGAGACAAAUGAGAAUAAUCCAAAUACUGAGUCAGCACUUAAGGGACUUGCCCAAGAAGUACUUGAUAUAUUGAAGAAAAUGCUAGGAAUUGAAACAUACACCCAGCUGUUCGCCAAAACACACAAGGAGCAGUUCAACAGAAAGGAAACAAGAAAAAGGAAAGAGGCUGUUGAGGCUGUAUCCAAUCCUCAGAAUGCUGCAAAAAAGAAAAUGAAGAAGAAUUUGGCAAAACGAGAGGCAAAAAAGAGAAAAGUAGAGGAAUUCCGAGCGUCAAAGAAAAUAAAGAGACGGAAAGUUAAAGACAUGGCGAUUACUUCCUGAUAAAGACAUUGUGAUAUCUGCGGGAAGACUUUUAUGUUUGUUUACAAUUUGAUGAAUUGUGAUACAUUAUAUCACAUGAUGCAAAUUUUUGAAGUUUGAUAUUAUGUAUGAUAUGAAAAUAAAAUAAUACAAUUUUG